AUGCCUGUUUAUCAAGCAAGUGCAUUCAAGCCUGCAAAUAGUCGGUUCCAUUACAAGGACCCCCACAACGAUCAACCGGGUUGGUCCUGGGUCACAGUAUAUAUAGGUGAGAACUUCAACCUGGAAAGUAGUGCUGAAACCAUUAUGAUGUGUGUAAUCCAGAGCAUCAAGGAUAACGAAGCAGUCGUGACCACACAUGCAAUGCACGGCAUGGGAGCACGAUGUAUCUCGUUGCCAAUUAAGGAAACUGGACAAGACCUUGCAAUGUUCAUGGUAAUGGCGCAAGCCGUUGCCCUCUGGUGGUUCGAAAUGAUUUCCCUAGAGCGGGUCACUCUUGACUUGCACAUGAUCUUCCAGGCCCAGGAACCCCCUACGGACUCUGAUUACGAUUUGUUAGAUGUGCUCCCAUCUUGGAACAAGCCGGAAUACUCGUGUCUCAACCUUUGGGAUGAAGUUGUUCAGGAGCCGUAG
This is a messenger RNA of Penicillium paradoxum, 471 nucleotides long. RefSeq lists its product as uncharacterized. Bases 1 to 471 code for a protein of 156 amino acids. The transcript has a single exon. NCBI's taxonomy places the organism in Eukaryota, Fungi, Ascomycota, Eurotiomycetes, Eurotiales, Aspergillaceae. The record is from RefSeq and is a predicted model, not a curated record.